Messenger RNA from Dujonia railenensis, 1437 nucleotides. NCBI's taxonomy places the organism in Eukaryota, Fungi, Ascomycota, Pichiomycetes, Serinales, Debaryomycetaceae. The record is from the annotation of a GenBank genome assembly.
AUGGAUCUUACCGAACUGAAAGUCAUUCAAUUGCAUGAAUAUGUUCAAAGGUUUCAACAUGUAGAUAAUUUUGAAGAGUUGGUUCAGAUUGUAGACUGGAAUUUUCUCUAUAGAAUAUUGAAAAUUACCGAUAAAGAUAUUAUCACCGAUAAGUUGGAAGAAGUAUUCCAGGAUUCCAAGGAGGAAAUAUAUACCAGUCCCAUAUUUCUAGACGAGGAGCUUGAAGAGCCAUUGACUUUAGCACAUGUAGAAGAUAAUCCGUUCCACGGGGAGGUGGCUGCAAUGUUUGCGGCUCUACACCUAUAUAAGUACACUUCCAUUGUAGAAAUGAAGCAAAAGGAAGUAGUAAGCACCACCAAUGAACUGCACAGUUAUGCUGAAAAUUACGAUUUGGGUUCCAGUCCUUACACUAGAGGUGAGAGAGGAAAAGGAAUUGAAGAAAAAACUUCGAAAGAUAAGUUGUUGGGGCCAGUCACAACUGGUGUAGUGGGGGCAAACAAGGUGAACAGUUCUGAUGCUGCAAGUAACCAUGUAAUGGCGCAUUUGAACCCGUUCGGAUUGGGUCAAUAUAGUGAUAAUCAAACAAAACUCGGAAAACCUGCUCCAAUUGAGAUUACAAAUCUAAAUGUUCUAACUAAACCAGACGUUUCUGCGUCUUCAAAAAUACGGCCAGCCCAAGAGGGGCCAAUCAAAUCCAGCAAAGGUUCUCCCUUUGUACUCGCAGAUAAGUUGAAGUACAUUCGUAGAAAGAGUUUUGGAUUCGGAGAACAAAAGAAACUACAGCAACUUUCGCCAUCUAUGAAUUCCACAGCUGUAUCUCCUGUUAAAGAUCCAGUGACCACUACAGCACCCAUUGUAAGAUCCAAGUCCAAUAGGAGAACAUCGAUGGUGGAAGAUAGCUUACCUCCAUAUAUCAGGAAACAAUUAGAAACACACAUGCUGCCUAAAACUCCACCUCAACCCUUUUCACCAGGUGAGCAAUAUGAUCUUCUUCAUAGAACUCACCAAAGUCUGGUGGAUAACACUCUGACUAUUAUUCAGGAAGAAUUGGAUGAAAUUAUGCCACCAGUAACUUUGACCAAAAAACAAUCUUCUAGACUUCGUAAUGUACUUUCCAACUCGCAAUCAUUGUACACUAUAUCCAAGAAUACGCUCCCUUCGCUUCCUCCUUCUCAAGGUGAGAGCCAAGCCAGUACAGUUUCAGAUUAUCUAAACGAUACAGAUGACGAUGAUGGACUUGAAGAUGAUGACGAAGAUGAUAGAGAGUACGUGCUGCCAACGGUGGUCUCACCUUAUCUAGGAUUUGAAGAUGACGACGAAAACGAGGAUUUCCCAGACUUUGAAAACUUGAGUAGAGAAGAUUCGACUAAGGAUGAUGAUGAAGACGCUGAAGAAGAAGAUGAUGGUGACGAAUACUUAUUUACUAGCUUAAAAUAG